Messenger RNA from Dibothriocephalus latus, 733 nucleotides. NCBI's taxonomy places the organism in Eukaryota, Metazoa, Platyhelminthes, Cestoda, Diphyllobothriidea, Diphyllobothriidae. The record is from the annotation of a GenBank genome assembly.
UGAGCUCCAGUCUGCCAAAGCAAAAGUUGCUGACCUUCAGAACCAGCUCUCUUCGGCCGUGCUGCCAGCUUCGACAGAAGCCACAGCUUCUAAAGAUACACAGGCUGCACCCGACCGGUCGCUCAAGGUGGUUGCAUCUGAUCAGCUAGUAGAAGAGCUCCAACAGCGACUAGCUAAAGAGGAAAAGGAGGCCUCGGCUGAGAGCGAGGAAUGGACUAAACGUCUGCUACAGAUGGCUGAAGAACUACGCAAGUUAAAGGGCCUAGUAGCCGAACCUGAUGAAGCUACCGCCGCCGCGCUGAGUCAGAUGAGCGUCAAACUUCUGGAAGCAGAGGCAGAACUUGCUCAAAAGGACGAGGAAGCACUAAACCAAAUGGUUCAAUUGACGCGAACAGAGCUGGAGAUGCAGACGAGUGAGGAGAACGCUUCCCCCACACAGGCGCUGAUUGUUGAGGAACUGACUAAACGUUUGGAGGUCCUGGAGGCCGAACGUUGCAAGCUAGCCACUUCGCUGACUGAACGUCAGCAGGCGACCUCUUAUUUGGAGGAAUUACUAUCCCAGAAAGGCACCGAGGUAGACCAGUAUGCCGAGCGGGUCGCACAAUUGGAACUCAACCUUUCUAAUAUCCUCGCCGAUCGUGAUCGCAAGCUGGGUGAAUUGCAGGCAGCCGUCGGCAGUCAUGGAUCUUCGGAAGACAUAGCUCAGAGCAUAACAACUCUACGACGGCAAUAG